This is a messenger RNA of Morchella sextelata, 3075 nucleotides long. RefSeq lists its product as uncharacterized. Gene Ontology annotation, biological process: carbohydrate metabolic process; N-glycan processing. Gene Ontology annotation, cellular component: glucosidase II complex. Bases 1 to 3075 code for a protein of 1024 amino acids. The record is from RefSeq and is a predicted model, not a curated record. The transcript has 18 exons. Gene Ontology annotation, molecular function: carbohydrate binding; alpha-glucosidase activity. NCBI's taxonomy places the organism in Eukaryota, Fungi, Ascomycota, Pezizomycetes, Pezizales, Morchellaceae.
AUGUCGGUCUCAAGCUUGGAUGAUCCUCUCAAUUUCAUUCGCGCAGAGGACUUCUUUGCGUCAGCACAGCGAUUCACCGGACCUACAAAGAUAAAAAAAGUUCAAAUUUCAUCAAAUCCUCGAAGACCUACCGAUCCUAUUAUCCUGGAACGUGGCAUCGCUCUCCUUUUUGACGACAGAACUAUUUGUGUCAUUCAGUUCAUCAGACCUACACUCUGGAGGGUUAGAUAUGAUCCCACAGUCAAAAGUUUAAAUGGUUAUAGAGACGAAAAUACUAGGACUAUCGUCCAGGAUUACAUGUCUCGGCUUACUCACCAGCUUGAUCUUGAAGAAAGAUGCUACUGGAAUACCACUCUCAGCAUGUCCGGCGAUGGAAAACAUUACAUCUUCUCGUCCGUCAGGUAUAACUCGCCAGAGGACCUCAUGGCUAGCAAAAAUGGGAAGGUGAUCACCAUGAUAUAUUUGUACAAACACCCUUUCCGCAUCCAGGUUGUUCGUAGAUUGCAUGCUGCUCCAGAUAUCUACCCAAUCCCUGCAAGCCACCCUACUCUCUCGGUAGUUCGUGAAGCAGAAAAGGUUGUUUGGCAGACCUCAGAGAAAACUUUCCGUUGGAAAUUUGAAGAACCUUUGGUCAAAAAUAUAGUCUUGGACGUAGUGAAGGCUGGACCCGGCGAAUUUCUAGGUUUUGGAGAACAGGGAGGCAAGAACUUUUUGAAGAAACCCUCUUUCAUGAAUUAUUACAACUUCGAUAAUAUGCUCUAUAACCAGACAUAUAACGUAGGCGCUCUUGAUAACCGUGAGCCAUUAUACCAUUCAGACCCGUAUUUCUUGGAUGUAAAUUCGAAUCCGUCCUAUCAGAAUGUCACGGCGACAUUCAUCGAUAAUUACUCUCAAGUUUGCAUUGACUUUGCAAAGACCAAUGCAGGUCGUAUAAAACUUGCAACAAGGUUCGGUGGGAUGGAUGUCUAUUUGAUGAGUGCCAAGGAUAUUCCAGAGGUUGUAAAGCUUUAUACUAGCAUCCUCGGAAGGCCAAGGCUGAAGCCCAAGUAUGUUUUAGGACAUCACCAAGGCUGUUAUGGCUACAUGAACCAAAACGAUAUUGAACAGGCCGCUCAACGCUAUCGUGCACACGAAAUUCCUUUAGAUGGGAUACACAUUGAUGUCGACUUUCAAAAUCAAUACAGAACAUUUACUAUUGAUCCAAGAGCAUUUCCUAAUCCAAAGGAAAUUUUGAAUGGUGGGCCCGACAACAACGACUACCCUACGCUGAAAGAGGGAUUGGAAAAGAACUAUUUCGUGACGGAUGAUAGAUAUACUCAAGGCACUAGUGGCAAAGCCUCCGAUGUUCAAUAUGUUUGUUACUCGGGGGGAUCGAAGAUCACAAUUGACCCUAAGGAUAUCCACCAGCGUCCAGGCUUUGGAGAUGACUAUAACUUUGAGCAAACCUGGAAUAGUAAGAAGCCAUAUCAUGGAGGAGUGAGUUACGGGGGGGAUCUUGGAGCUGCAGGCUACUAUCCGGACCUCAACGAUCCUGUUGUUCGUAAGUGGUGGGGAGAGCAGUAUGCAUAUCUCUUUGACCAGGGUCUUGAAUUUGUCUGGCAAGAUAUGACAACUCCCUCAAUUGCUACAGCUUAUGGUGAUAUGAAAGGGUUUCCUUCACGCUUAAACCUAACAUCCGACGCAAUAUGUGCGACAGAAUUGAAAAAGCAGCCGGCAAUCGAGAUUUGGGCUCUUUAUUCUUAUAAUCUUCACAAAGCGACAUUUCAGGGUCUUAAUAAUCUUCCUUCGCGUCGGAAUAAACGAAAUUUUAUCAUUGGCCGUGGAAGUUUUGCUGGCAUGCAUCGUUACUCUGGGCUGUGGACGGGAGACAAUGGAAGCACAUGGGACUUUUGGAAAAUUUCAAUUUCACAAGUACUAUCACUUGGGCUCAGUGGAGUCAGCAUUGUUGGCUCCGAUAUCGGCGGUUUCAUGCCUAAUGGGAAUGAGAAGUUUUGUGACCCGGAUCUACUCAUCCGUUGGUACUCAGGCGCAUUUUUACUGCCAUGGUUUAGGAACCACUACGAACCCUAUGCGUACACGGAUUUCAUAAACAAGCAUCCCGAGCUUGAGAGAGAACAAGGAUGGCUCUACCGCUCCGUAGAGGUUGUUUGCAGAUACUAUGUGAAACUUAGAUAUAGUCUCAUUCAACUUCUUUACGACGCGAUGUUCGAGAAUCAGAUCAAUGGUCUGCCAAUCGCGAGGUCUAUGUUGAUGACCGAUACACUUGAUGCAUCAUUUUACAACGAGUGCCAGGAUUACCUGGACAGCCAGUAUCUUGUUCGUCGGGAUCUACUUAUUGCGCCAAUCAUGGACAGCCAUACCUUAAAUAAUGGGCACACAGUCGUGUACCUCCCGGCACCGAAUAAAUGGUACACAUUCAACCUAAGGAUCGAUGGAAGCCUGGGAGUUGCAUUAGAACCAGCUAUUGAAGGAGGCAGCAUGUUGGAUUUUGAUGCACAUAUUUCGAGCGAAAUAUCUCAUAUCCCUUAUAUCACACCGAUUUUCAUUAGAGAAGGUGGCAUUAUUCCUCAAAUAGAGCCUCGUCAGUACAUUGGUGAUGGCAAGAUAAACCCUAUAACAAUCCAUGUCUAUCCCGGAAGAGAUAACACCUAUGAGAUGUACCUUGAUGAUGGGGUUAGCCGGAGCAGUGCGCCUAGUAUCUUACCACAAUAUGCAUCACCCGUCAUGGUUGAAGAUGAUUUCGACGAGGGUGAUUGCGAUAUAACGGCAAAUGACGAAUACCGAGAAGUCUGUAUUCAGCAGAUUACAAAUGGUUCAUCCCGGACUGUCACCAUCCACAACAAGCACGAUCAAUAUGACGCCAGGCAAGACGUGGGGGACACGUAUACUAUUGUUAUAUGGCACGACCAAGGCACUGAUCUCAAACACUGCUCGGUGAGCAUCAAGGACCAAGAGGGUGGCUAUAUUGGCCAGUAUAGAACGGACUACAGACUAGCGGCAACGAUAAUUACUAUCCCCGUACCGGAAGGGACCAAGGACAAGGCCAUUAUAGAAGUUGCUAAUAUAGUAUUUUGA